Molecule: messenger RNA, 6314 nt
Organism: Vicugna pacos (alpaca)
Lineage: Eukaryota; Metazoa; Chordata; Mammalia; Artiodactyla; Camelidae
Source: RefSeq, a predicted model, not a curated record
AAGAAGAUUGAGAAACUGUGGAACAAGAAAAGGCAGAAUAGGUAAUUGCCUGUGAACUUGACCCACGGCUAGUAGCUGAACUUCACAAAAGAGUUCAGGGCACACCUCUAGCUAGCAAACUUCAAGUAAUGGUGGGUGAUGUGCUGAAAACGGAUUUGCCAUUCUUUGAUGCUUGUGUGGCAAACUUGCCUUAUCAGAUCUCAUCUCCUUUUGUCUUCAAGCUGCUGCUGCACCGACCUUUUUUCAGAUGUGCUAUACUUAUGUUUCAAAGAGAAUUUGCUCUCCGACUGGUUGCAAAACCUGGGGAUAAAUUAUACUGCAGACUCUCAAUUAAUACACAGCUGUUGGCACGUGUGGACCAUCUAAUGAAAGUUGGAAAGAAUAACUUCAGACCACCACCCAAGGUGGAAUCCAGUGUCGUAAGGAUAGAACCUAAGAAUCCACCACCACCUAUCAAUUUUCAGGAAUGGGAUGGCCUAGUAAGGAUCACCUUUGUUAGGAAAAACAAGACAUUAUCUGCUGCAUUUAAGUCAAGUGCAGUACAACAGCUAUUGGAAAAAAACUACAGAAUUCACUGUUCAGUCCAUAAUACUAUAAUACCAGAAGAUUUCAGCAUAGCAGAUAAAAUACAGCAAAUCCUAACCAGCACAGGUUUUAGUGACACACGGGCCCGUUCCAUGGACAUAGAUGACUUUAUCAGAUUGCUACAUGGAUUCAAUGCAGAAGGUAUCCAUUUUUCUUAGGUAUCUGGAAAAGAAUUUUCAAACUCAAGAAAAGAAUUACAUUCUUAAUAAUUUGAGAAGAUGAAUUAUGUAUGCUUGGACACUUUGUGCUUGACUAUUUUUGAUUUAGUAUUACUAAUGCUGUCACCAUUUAUUACUUUGAAUUUUUAAGGUAGUAAGUCUAAGUAUCCAAGGUUUUUUUGGUUUUGAUUGUAAUAUAUAGCACAGGGCAGGGUCCAAUUUAUACCUGAUAAUCUUCAAGUUUAAGAGCCGCAGACACGCACAACUUUACACUUAAAAGUUAUCACUUCUAAGUUUAUUAUAUAGAGAUGUUAUAUUUUCUGUUAUAUAUCUGGGAGUACCUUUUUAUGCUUUUAACUCUUUAGGCCUUUGUCCUUCAAGUCAUAAAAACAGUUAAAAUAUAAGCAUAUUUAGUCACAUAUUCCGCAUGCCAUUUCUUGUUAUUUAUAUGUACAGUACAGCAGUUGUUUCUUAAAAUGUUAUUUUGCUUCUCUCAGUCUUUCUGUUUGUCCUGUACAGUUAUUAUCAUUGCCUACCCCUUUAGCUAUCCUGUAUUGUAACGGGCUACAUCAGGGUCUGGGUAAGCCUGAGUGUGCUACUGCCACCGUGUGGUUCAGGCAUAUUACUUCUGGGCAUGAUUCCUUACCUGUGAAAUGAGGAUGCUCAACUAGAAUGAUAUGAACUAUAAGAUUAUACAGUUUUCUCUUGGGGAGACAGUGAGAGUUAACAGAAUUUCAAAGGGUUUUGUAAGUCAUAGCUGGCUUAGAAGUUAAAAUCUCUGCCCUUCAAUUUCAAAACAAACAAAAAAUCCCAACCAGCCAUUAUGCCAUAAAUGCAGGUUCCCAGUAUUCAUAUGACUUCUAGAAUAUUAAAAUUUUCAGUACUUUUUCACAUAACUGAUGAAAAAGCUUAGUUUUAAGCUAUUUUUAAAAUGUUAGGUUGAGAAUUUCAAUAAUGUCGUAAACAAGUCUUAAUUAGCUACAAUGUUUAAGUCAUUAUCAAUAUACUAUUAUUAAUAUCCCUUAACAAAGAAUUAUAGUAGCUGAUUAUUUAUAUAAGGAAAUUAAUAAAAAUAUUUUCAGUGAUAGCUGGCUUUCUUUACACCUAACUUAAUAGAAGGAGGUUUCCAAAUUAUUUUAACAAAGGUACACUGAGUGAGCCUAGAAGGGAAGAUAAGUUGUUUGCCUAAACAGAUUUGUCUUUGAAAUCUGGCUGCAAAGUGGUAUCUUAGAUAACUAAAAUAAUGUAUAUUUUAGUUACUUAUUAAUAGGGAUAUCAGCUUUCAAGUCUGAUAAAGUAAAUAAUGUUUAACCCAGAUCCAAAAAAUUUAAGUUAUUCUUUAAAUAACAUCUGCAUCAAGCCACUUUUGUUACAUAAAUACUACAUAAACUGAAGAGUAGGAUUUUUUAAUCUCACAAAACUACUUACUUUGCAAAGUUCACUUGUACCAUCUCUAUCCUUAAAGGAAAUACUUAGUUUAAGAUUUAAGUCAGCUUUCCCUCUUAUUUCCCCAUCCCCCUCUAAACUACUCAGUUUUAAGUCCUUUUUGUAGCCUUCAGAUUUCCCUACCUGUAAAACGGAAGUCCUCGAUUAUACUACCAAGAUCUUUUCUGAUACCAAUUUUUAAUAUACUUCGAUUACUUAUCAGAAUGAAGCCAUUAUGGUAUCAGACAGCAUGUUUGAAUAUGAGGAGACCUUCCAGAGAUAGUACCCUUCUAAUUUAAAUAAUAAAUUAAGACUAAUCUGUUGUGCUUUAAAAUGAGCAAAUUCACGUAUCUUUAUUGCCCUUUGAAGGUCAGUUAGGCUCAGAAACUCCUUUUAAAACAGCCUCUGCAAAGUCAAUAGCAACAGUUCCCCAUUUUUCCUCUUCUCUUUGAAAUAAACACAAAUAGAACAUAUCUUACAGCUGCAAGAAAACCUGAGUCCCUUCCAAAACAAAGGUGAUUGGUAUUGAAGUAAAUUGUGUCUAAAACUCAUUCCAUAGAUUUCAUUUAUUAAUAAUAAGCACGUUGUGAAACCUACAUUUGUUCUAGAUUUCAAGUUUACAGAGGAGUUUUUCACCACGGUGUUAGGAUUUCCCACAACUACCUCGGAGUUCAUAAAUGAACAGUCAAGUAGGGAAUUUGGCUCAUGUGACUCUCUAUUCACAGCUUCCCUGUAGCCCAUAUGAGUGAGCUGGUAGUUCCCUAGUCAAUCAAAACAAGAUAUCCUUGGGAGAUUUUUUUUUGUUAAUGUACUCCUAUACACUAUCCAGGGAACUGAGGGAAAAAUCCUAGAGAGAGAGAUAAAUGUAACAAAAUAUUUACAUGUAAAGUGGCCAGUUUUCUUCCUUGGAAUAGCAAUCUGUAAAAAUAAGUGCCACCGUUUAAAAAGUAGCAUGCCCUAGACCAACUUGUUGGUGAGAAUUUUGUGAUUCUCACCAAAUAAUGGUGAAACAUCACACAUUAGGUAACAGGUGGAACUUGGGUUAGAUCUGCCUUUUAAGGCAAAGCCAACUCUUUUUUUUUUGUUUUUUAAGCUUAAAUUUGUUUUCAAGGGAGUUAUGUACUGUCUAUACUUGGCUUAAACUAACAGCUCUAUUAUGGACUACUUUCAAUGUACAUGUAAAUGUUCAUGCAUCAGAAGCCAAUUUCCUUUAACAGUACAUUUAAAGGGUACAUUUUGGGGUGCUAAUGGACACCUCAACUUAAGUAAUGGUACUGGUAAAGAUCAAAUUGCACUAUUAGUCUUGUUAAUACCACACUGGAACACACACUGCAUAUAUAUGUAUUAUCCUAAGAUAAAACUCUUCUCAGAAUUUCAUUACUUUUUAUUAUACACCAACUAGUUUAUAUUUUAGUUCUUUACAAAGAAAAUGCUAAGAAAAUUAUAACCACAUUAUAUGGUUUUAAAAUCAUAAUUCCAGAUUUCUUUACAUAUAAGAUGGAAUGGUCCAGCAGCUAUGUCCACUGUCACAGACUUUAGUUCCAUUCAAUGAUAUGGCACAUCCUGCAAAAUUAACUAGUCACACACAAAAAAAGUCUCAAUUACAGUAAAAAUGUACACACAGUAAAGGUAAUUUACAAUGACAAAAGGAAUGUAAUUUAUCUUGGCUGUGCUUCAGAAAUUUAGGGUCAAUAGCCUUAGUCAAGGCACAAAGCAGGAAGAGGUGAGCACAGCUGUCGCCAGGAGUGGGCAAGGUAUGUACAACCACUGAUGAGGUAUGCAUGCACGCAAAGGACUUAAAACUGCUCAGUCUUGCUACGAAAAUUCAACUGAGUUAAAAGGAAAUGCUGCGGCUUCCCCCUACUACUCACCUCUGGAUCAAGUCCACAAUCUUACUUCAUCAUAUAGAAAAUAAAAUUGGCAAGGAUCUCCAAAAGUAAAUCACUAUUAGGGGAAAUGAAACAAAAUGCUUCACUACUCCCAAAUCUUGGUUGUGCCUCCUGGUCUAGAAGCAUCUCGUAGACAAAGGAGUGUUUCACAAAACUGAAAUGUCAUUCAGGUGAAGGGACAAGACAUUUUCCACAGACACUUAAAAUUUCAAACUUUCAAAUGGCCCUGACAGCUGAACCAUUAUUGUAUGUUACAGUAGUGAGGGUCCUGGGGAUCCUUUAACAGCAAAUGCCGAUUUAAAGAGCACGGGGUCUCUUCGGGUUGAUUUGCUUGCUGGCCUGUUCUUCCUCUUGUAGAGCUGCACGAAAAGAUUUCACUUUAUCUUGGAAAAAGAAAAGAACAAGGGAAUAAGUACUGCAUUACACAACUGUAUAGGUCCUAUCAAGUCAACUCUCUUAUUUCUUAACAUUAACAGAAAUUUUCCUUUGUUCUUUGUUGCCCAGAAACUCACAAUACAAUGCUCAACUACAGCAACAGAUUAGUUACAGAUUCCUGGAAAUACUUGUUUUUUUCUGUAUCUUCUACAUAUUUCUGUUGUAUUUGGCACAUUUUACAGUGUUCAGCUUUAUUUGAAUUCCUUUUUGCAGUGUAAACACGCUAUAUUUGUGUGUAAAAUAUGUACAGCCAUGUCUGAAAGGAACACUAUGAAUCUACUAAACUAAAAUAGACAUUUCUUCUCUCAAUAUUAGGAGAUGUCUAUUCCCAGCUCCUAUUUUACCUUAAAAGAUUAUUUGAAUUUUUACGAAGAAAUGUUACUUUUUUCUUCUUACCAGGGAUUACAAAAGGGUAUGACAGUAAAGGGGGAUUAUAGAACAUACAUUUCUUGGUCUUAAAAUUGGGUCUUACCACCUAUCAUGUACAAAUUCAGUCACAUAAGAGUAAGAAAUAGGUAAGUAAAAACCGGCAAAGGCAAAUAACAGACAGCUGUGAUGAGAAAUCUUUUCUAUAACAGGGGUUCUCAACAGUGAUUUUUGCCCCCACCCCAUCUCUAGGGACAUGUGAUAAUGUCUACAGACAUGUUUGACUGUCAGUCACAAUUGGGGUGGUGCUACUGUCAUUUAGUCAGUAGAAAUCAAGGAUAUUGGUAAGUAUGGUACAAAACACAGGAGACAACACCCCCAAAUAGUUACCUAACUUAAAAUGUGUUAACAAUGCAAAGGUUACGGCUUUCAGAAGAAAAGAAAGCUAUGAAGUUGGAAUCUUAAUUUCUUUCCCCACUUUCUAAGUAUACAGAUGUUUAAAAAGUUGACUUUUCUGAAAUUUAGAAAGGAACUGAAAGACUUCUGGAUCUGAUACCUACUAAUAUAAAAUAAUUGCUCUCAAACUUCUUACAUUAAUACCAAAACCAUCUCUGGAAGGUUAAAAAAAAAUACUUCCUAAGAAAGGAUUGAAUAAUACGGUAUGUAGAAUCCUGCAAAAAUUAAGGAAAGGAAGUGAACUAAGAUGAAAGCUACAUAUUACAGAGAAAAAAAUAUUAGAAAGCAUUGUUAUCUGUCUUCUAAAUAAAACACAUAGAAAAAGCUGCUUGUGCAUUAUGGCAGAUUAGAAAAAUGAUCAAAACACUUUAAAUCAAGGCUUGAACAUGAAGAACAUUAAAAACACAAAUUUUAGAAACCCUACAUCUGCACAAACAAUUCUGAAUUGGCACAACGGUCACUGCUGACUCUAGGAUAUGAUUUUAAAUAACCAAGUUUAGAAAGAAUCUAGUUUAAAAAGUAAGCAGCCUGUUUGGUGCUAAAAACUAGCAAUUUCAAUCUGGUUUCAUGUUGCAUUGCAUGUACACACACAUAAAGAAGCCUACUUGCAUAUAAAUGAACACAGCCAAUUUGCCAAUGCCUAAGAAAUUAGCACACAUAAUAAAUGCUUAUCUGAAGCUGCACAUAGAUAAGCUAAUUUAAAAGCCAAGAAAACAGACAUGGCAUAUGGGUAAACUACAUGCUCCGUAUCAUAAGCAAAGUAGAAUCCUGAAACCUUCCCCUUGAUUUUUUUUAAAACAAGUGUUCAAAGGAAAAACAUGACACAAGAUGCACAGAAAGGAGGCUGUAAAAAGAUGACCCUAAAUAGAUCUAAUCCAAGGAAAUAAUUCUGAAAAGCAUUGGCCUACCAAACAAACUGAAUGUGUAUAUAAAAUUUACAAACUUGUAAAAAUAUAUUUCCCUUCUUUAAUUGUAAGGUGUCUUUAUUGUCCCCAAAGAC